AUGGAGAAUGCCAGCCACGGCUUGACAGGGCUUGGGUACGACCAUGAGACAGGCUUGUUCACUGCACCUGACCAUUGGUGGGCGAAAAUGCAAGCGAUGAACAACCGAUGUGCUAAAUUCAGGAGUAAGCCUCUAGAACACGUGGAUCUCAUGGAGCGGGUGUACUCUGGCACAACAGCGACUGGGAAACAUGCAUGGACUCCAACAGAAGUGCGCGAUGAUGCUGCUGCUGUGACCAAUGCCAUGAACGUGGAUAGCGGAAUGGGACCUCUCAAUGCAGGCACACCACCACAGCCGGGCCAUGACACUGUCGAGGAGAACGUGGUUGAUAAUAGCCUCUUUAAGGAUGCUCCCCCCCAGUCAGCCGUGGAUGGAUCAGCCAAUCCAAAACGGCGCAAGCGGGAAAUGCCUGGUACUGUUGCUAGUAGCAUGGACAAUCUCAUGGAAGUAGUGAGCAAACAAAGCAGGGAGCUAAAAAUCACGCAAUACGUUGUCACGAGUAAAGGUGACAACACAAUGGGGCACUGUCUUGCACGGCUUAUGAGCACGCCUAGAUUAGAACCCAGCGGUAAGUUGUUCUCAUUCGCAUGCGGCAUAAUGGAUUCACCCGAUAAUCAGGACAUCAUCAUGGCCCUUCCCCAGAAUUACAUUGUCAAUUAG
Camellia sinensis is the source of this 660-nucleotide messenger RNA. The record is from RefSeq and is a predicted model, not a curated record. Lineage: Eukaryota; Viridiplantae; Streptophyta; Magnoliopsida; Ericales; Theaceae.